AUGAAAAGGAAUAAUCAGAGCAGUGUGUCUGAGUUCCUCCUGCUGGGGCUCCCCAUCUGGCCAGAGGAUCAAGGCAUUUACUAUGCUCUUUUCCUGGUCAUGUACCUGACCACAGUGCUGGGGAAUCUGCUCAUCAUUCUGCUUAUCCGGCUGGACUCUCACCUCCACACCCCCAUGUACUUCUUCCUCAGCCACUUGUCCUUCACUGACAUCUCUUUCUCAUCAGUCACAGCUCCAAAGAUGCUCAUGAAUAUGCAGACAGAGAGUCAAUCCAUCUCAUAUGCAGGGUGCAUUUCCCAGGUUUAUUUCUUUUUAAUGCUUGGCUGUCUUGACAGCCUCCUUCUCACUUCAAUGGCCUAUGACAGGUAUGUGGCCAUCUGUCACCCCCUCCACUACACCACCAUCAUGAAUUGGAGCCUCUGUCUCCUGCUAGUAAUUAUAUCUUGGGUCCUAUCUUCUGCCAAUGCCCUUUUGCACACCCUCCUCCUAGCCCAUCUCUCUUUCUGUGGAGACAACACUCUUCCCCACUUCUUCUGUGACCUCUCCACUUUACUCAAGCUGUCCACCUCAGACACUACAAUCAAUGAGCUGUUUAUCUUCACUGUGGGAGUAGUGGUCAUUACCCUGCCAUUCAUAUGUAUCCUAGUCUCUUAUGGUCACAUUGGAGCCACUGUUCUGAGAGUCCCCUCAACCAAAGGAAUCUGCAAAGCCUUGUCCACAUGCAGCUCUCACCUGUCUGUGGUAUCUCUGUACUAUGGAACGAUUAUUGGACUAUACUUUUUUCCCUCAUCCAAUAAUACCAAUGAAAAGGACGUCAUCGUGGCUAUAUUGUACACUCAAGUCACUUCUAUGCUAAAUCCCUUCAUUUAUAGUCUGAGAAAUCAGGAUAUAAAAAGUGCUCUAGGAAAAAUACUCAAUAAUGGAAUUUUUCACUGUGAUGGGCAUUGCUUUCCCUUGUAG
Messenger RNA from Tupaia belangeri chinensis (Chinese tree shrew), 960 nucleotides. Its product is annotated as olfactory receptor 50. Gene Ontology annotation, cellular component: membrane. Gene Ontology annotation, molecular function: G protein-coupled receptor activity; olfactory receptor activity. The transcript has a single exon. Lineage: Eukaryota; Metazoa; Chordata; Mammalia; Scandentia; Tupaiidae. The coding region runs from base 1 to 960 and encodes 319 amino acids. Gene Ontology annotation, biological process: G protein-coupled receptor signaling pathway. The record is from RefSeq and is a predicted model, not a curated record.